Messenger RNA from Schistosoma rodhaini, 5922 nucleotides. The record is from the annotation of a GenBank genome assembly. Lineage: Eukaryota; Metazoa; Platyhelminthes; Trematoda; Strigeidida; Schistosomatidae.
ACUCAACCUUGAUAUUACCUUGGAAAGGCGGGUUCUUUAGUUUUUUAUCUUUUAAGAUGGCCUCAGGAGCAUAGUGAAUAGUAUUCAUUGAGAAUGAUUCAGUUGAAAUUAUCCGACAGUGACAUAUGUGAAAGACGAAAGGCACAGUUAAAGGAGUGGUGUGGCUCAGAGACUGAUCAUGCGUCAUCAAAAAUGCGGGAGCCAGAGAAAAUCAAGUUUCCAUUAUCGGUCCAGUUACUUGCCGCAUGUAGUAACAGUGAUUUGGAUGAGUUUUCCCGUUUACUUAAGCUUGGAACGGACAUUAACACACAAAAUGCUGACGGAUUAACCAGCACGCACUUAGCUUGUAUCAAUGUCGACUUUGAUUUUCUAAAGUUUCUUAUCAGCAAUGGUGCAGAUAUCAAUCUACAGGAUCACGAAGGCUGGACUCCUUUGCAUGCAGCAGCUUCUGUGGGUUGCUGUGAAUUGGCCAGAUUUCUGAUUGAAAAUGGUGCAAGUCUCUCCAUUUUAAGUGUAGAUCUAGAAUUACCAAUCGAUGUAGCACAAGAUGAAGAAAUGAUUAAUCUACUUACAGAUUCAAUGAAAAAGCAAAAUAUCGACGGUGAUGCUAUUAAACAUUCAGAAGAACAAAUGCUUUUACAUGAUGCACAGCAUUGGUUAACUAGUGGUCAAUAUAAACCAGUUAUUGACCCUAGAACUGGUGCCACUCCCCUACAUGUCGCAGCUUAUAUAAAUGCUAAAGAUUUCGAUGGUUGGACUGCAUUACAUGCAGCAGCACAUUGGAAUCGUGAAGCAUCUGCUCGAAUGUUAGCUAACGCGGGUGCUAGUUUCGAUGAACAUACACGUGCCAGUCAAUCUGUAUUCGAUGUAGCUGAUAAAGAAAUGAUUGUAUUGCUUAGACAACUUCGUGAAAGACAAAGAGCUGAAAGAUUAUCCAAUGCAUCUAAACUACCAGAAUCAUCGAAAAUAAUGGAAGCAGUUAAACGAAGUCAUCCUGUUGAUUUAGAGACUGAUGAAAAUGUGAACACAGAUAAUGAUGAUGACGAUGAUGAUAAUUCUCUUAUUGAAAUUGAUCUAUCCAAUUGUGUAAAUAAAAAGCCAGCUAUUGAACAAGAUAUAUACUUAUCAUUAAAUGAUACUCCAUCAUCAUUGACAAAUGGAAAAUUAAUAAAGAAAACUGUUAGCAAUGAAGAUAUGGUAUUGAAUACUACUACUAUUACUACCACUACUCCAUCUACCUUAUUAUCUGCAAAAGAACGAACAGAGAUAUUGCAAUCCGCCACUAUGACUACUAAUUUUAAUCAAUCAACUGACCAACAAACAUUUAUAACAUCUUCUACCCAAGAGGAACGAACUUUACCAUUGUCAGACAGUGGAGAUUUUCUAUCAAUUGAUAUUAAUAAACCAUUCGAAAAAACUGGGAAAUCGAUAUCAUCAGAGAAAUCUCCUGUGAUGGUCACUUCGACAACAUCUAUAUCAUCGGAUGCGAAUAAUGACUAUACAUCUUUUAUCAGUGGUAAUAAUAAUAAUCGAAUGGAAAAAGAAGUGUCAGAUAAUAUUAUGAAAAUGACCGUCCCUAUUUCUUCAUACUCAUCAUCAACAACAACAUCCGUACAGCCAGGUAGUGAACUUCGUCAUUCAUCGCUGUCUCCUUUACCUAUAUCUACUAAUAGUGUAUCUGAUCCUACUUCAUCAUCUACAUUACAUUUAAAUCCCCAAUUGAUUGAAUCAGAGAAUAUAACAGAUAAAAAAUAUGAGAGUGAUAAUUUACGUGAAAGUAUAACGAAUAAACAUAAAACCGGUAUUGUAAGUAUUAUAUCAGCUUCACAAAAUAAACAUCCUAUUGAUGAGAAAUCACAAACUAUUGUACAUAAUAAUACUCCUAAUAAAGAAUUAUCAACCUCCUCAACUGCGACAGCGGCAACAACAACGACUGCUACCUCUAAUACUCCAUUAGGAACAGGACGAUCAAUUACGAAAAUAAUCGCUGUCAAACCUAGGCGAAGUGAUCCACAAAAAAUGAACCUUGAUGAAAAGGAAAGUGUUUUAUCCGUGAAUAAUACACAAAGUAAAUUAUCCAGUCCUGCUCCUGAGAUUACAACUAAUCGACGAAUAUCUGUUGUAAUGGCGCCAACAAAAUCCGGUGAAACAGAGACACAACGUAGUGUCAAAGCUCGUUAUGUCCGAUCUACUCGACGAUCCACUCAAGGUGUUUCAUCAGAAGAUGUAGAACAAGCUAAAAAGUUAGCUGAUAUAAAUAACAACGGUAGUGCUAUUGUUUCUGAUAAUUCCCAGCCAAUGAAUUCUAUUCACACUGUCGAUACAUCGUCGUCAUCAGAUAGAACAACAUCAACUGAUACAUCAGAAGUUCCAAAUAAUAAAUCUAUUAAGAUGAGUCAUACUUCUUCAGCUUCUAAUAGAAUAUAUUCAGACAAUCCUACAAAUCUUUUUCGUCGACUCACCGACACUGAAUUAUUGAAAUCUCGAUCUAAUUCUGAAACUGUAGCAGGUAGUGGCGAUACGUGUAUUGGCAGGUCAUCUGCACGUACUGAUUAUUCAACUAAUGAACGAGAAACUAAUGACACUCGAUCUUCAAGUCAACAUCCUGCUUCAACUGGUCGUCAUGUUAACUUUUCAGGUGAAACAAACAUGAAUUCUUCUACGUAUGAUGGUAAUUCACGACGGUCAUCUUAUAUUUCAAAAGUACGGUCUUCAGAGCAUAGUCCUACGUCAGAGAAUAAAACUGACUAUACAACAUCAGUAGGAGUUCGUGAACGUCGUCAUAUUCGUGAACGUAAUCCACCUGAACGAGUAUUAUCCAGUAAAUCAUUUUCUACUGUAUCAGAUAUUUUCGAACGUCGUAUGUCAGAUCACAAUUCAUCGUAUACUACUAAUAAUUCUGGACGAUCAGAAUAUUCACCAUCUUCUUAUACAAAUACAAAUAAAUUCUUUAAUACUACUACAAACACUACUAGUGGUACCAAUGCUACUACUGUUCAAAAUGAAAAUGAUGUUAAAGGCAUUAUUCAAAGGCCUACAAGUCGUUUCCUUCAUCAGUCAACACAAUUAGUUAAUACAAGUAGUAAUUCAAGCUCUACACCUACAUAUUCAUGGAAUCCUUCACAGAUCACAUCAAAUAGUAAUAAUGUUACCACUGGUAUUUUGAAUAGUGCUCGUGGUAUUUCAACUAAUAAUCAUAACAACAGUAAUAAUAACAGUACUAAUAGUACAGAUUAUUCUUCGCCAACUCCUACUCCUCGUGAUCACGUUUCACAAUGGCAAGAUUCCAAAGAUUAUAAACGAUUAUAUGAACGAGAGAAAGAGGAAAGAGAACGACUUCAACGUGAAUUAGAUAGAUGUAAUCGUCAAAUCAGCCAAUUACGCCAAGAGCAACAAUUGAGAAGUUCAAAUGAUCAUAGUUAUUCAAAUGCUCCAGAUACACAUAAUAUUUACAAUUAUACUAGUAGUAAUAAUUGUAAUAAUUCACAAAUACCGGACACUCUCCAGAGUCGACUAUACUCGUAUGAAGACAAAAUGAAGGAAAUUGUUCGUUUACGUGAAGAAAUUUCUAAAAUGAAAGAAGAGAAUGGUGCAUUAAUUCGUGUAAUCAGUAAACUUUCAAAACCGAUAUAAUCAAUAAGAUUUUUUGUUGUUUGUUUUCUCCCCCCCCCCUUUUUUUUCUUAUUCUUUCAUUUAAUUUUUUUUUGUGUGGUUUGAUUCAAUGUUUAUACAUAAUUGUAUGAAUCUCUUUAUUGGUUUGUGUCAAGAUUAUUUUUUUUUUAAAGAACAAAAUUCAUUUCACCUACAUACCUUUUUUUUGUUUCUUGGUAACAGAAAUUUAUCCGUUUUCCCUCUUUAUUUUGUUUAAAUGAAUGGAAUUUGCAUUGUACGUAUAUGCUGUAUGUAUGUAUGUACCUAUGGGGAAAGAAGUAUGUUCCAAUUAUAGUUAAGAAAUGUCUAUGUUAAGCAACACUAUACAAUUCACUUCAUACUUGAUAGUAUAGUUAAUCAUAAACAUAGAGGGAUAUAUGAUUAUUUAAGUCUAGAAAUGUCUAUGGUCAUACAUAUAUAUGUAUGCUUAUAUUCAUGUCAAGCUUUCAAUAUGAACUAUACCAUGAUCAUUAUUCGAAGGGGGGGGGUACUUUUAAUGGCUGAUUCAACACUUCUUUUUAAAAUUAUACAUAUAUAUAUAUACACACGUAUAUAUCAUCUAUUUCCUCUUAUUAGUACGACCACGACCACUAUUUACUACCAAUGAGAAUUUCUGGAGAUGAUUAUCUAUUAUAUUGGUCAGUGAAAUGUUCUGAAUAAGAUCAUGUCUUUUUUUUUCAUUUCUAUAAACUACCUGCUAAGUGUGUGUAACUAUGCUAAUGAUGGAAUAUGUGCACACUUCUACAAAUAUAUUAUCAUUAUUACUUUAUCCAUAUUUCUUAAUCUAUGCGCCAAUCAUUCAAACGUUUCUUUAAUGUGUUCAUACCAUUGUUGUAAUAUAGUAGUAGAAAUGAAAAUCAAAGAAUUAGCAUCAUUAUUUACAAUGAUGAUGUUGACAAUGACUGGUAAAACUUAUUUUUAUAUUUCAAAACAACGAAACUGUUAUACUAAACGGAUAAAUAUUUAUGUAUGUUUAUUUAUGUUAGAUUAAAUCAAGUAUCCAUCUAUUUGUGUAUUAUGGUGCGAUUGAUGCUACAGUUACUACUGGUAGUAGUAUGCUUGUAUUGGUUAUAUUUAGAAAAAAGGAAAUAGACUAAUCAAGAUUACACUAUUCAAUUUUUUUUUCUUAUAUUUCAAAUGAUAUGUGUAGAUUAGAUCUUGCUUACAAUUGUUUUUUUUCUCUCUUGAAUUUCCUUGUUGUUAUUUCUUUCAAUUUAUGUGCACUCAACUACCUAAUAAAUGAAUGAGUUAACUGUUUAUAUUAGCUAACCAAUAGCUAAUCUUUGUUCAAUUUUUGUGUGUGUGUGUGUUCAGUAUUCUAUCUUUAUCCAUCUAUUUGUUAAUAUUUAAUUAUUUUGAACAUAUGCUUUUCACACACACACCCCUCCAUCUCUCUCUUGUAUUUGUUGACAAACCUCCCCUUCCCCUAUGUGUCUUUAUAACAUACACCACCACUAAAGUGCCUAUGCCAAGCUCCAUUUGUCAAUAACAAUAAUGAUACUGUGAACAAAAAAAAAGGAUUCAGAAUAUUCUUCUUUUUUUUCAUUCAUUUUACAUUUGAUCAGACUUUAUCUGAUCAUUCUUUUUCGUUACAUUGAUACUGCAUUAUUUAUUUGCUUAUUAUUAUUAUUACUACUACCACCAAUACAAUUUGUCCGUAUUGAUUGUUUGCUUUCGAAAAUAAGGCAUAUAUAUAUGGAAUGUGACAACUUACUACUUAUUUAUCACCAUUUUAGUAGUAUUAUUAUCUAUGAUUAUUUACCUUAUUUUUUACAUUUGUGUACAUAAUAACCAUUUUUCUUUUUUUUGUUUAUAUCCCUUCCUGUUGAGUAUAACAAAAAAAAACAGUGAGGGAAUAGUACACAUCUAGAAAGAUAGUAACAGAAAGAAGUUGGCAUGUAUGUGACAAUGAUAAUUUGUGUUAUUUAAGAACAAUAUGUGGCUUAUUAAAAGUAUUUUGUGUAUAUUCUAGUCCAUCAUCAUAUACACAUCACUUUACAUAUGUACAUAUUAUAAAUUUAACGUACAUACACACAUAAAAUAUUGAGUUCUGAUGUACUGACCCUUUUGUUUUUGUAUCUUAAGUGACAAAGUAACUCAUGGACUAAACCACGUACACUAGUUGAAUUAAUCCAAUAGACAAGUAGUCAGUAAUUUCAUUUACAAGUAUCAAAUUUUUAUAUAACCAUCCAGGACGCGCGUUUCGUCCUGGAUUCCGCUGCUAGUCACUAUCCAUCUUUCUUAUAAAGCUUGUGACUUCAGGCAAUAUCG